Arabis nemorensis is the source of this 246-nucleotide messenger RNA. Lineage: Eukaryota; Viridiplantae; Streptophyta; Magnoliopsida; Brassicales; Brassicaceae. The record is from the annotation of a GenBank genome assembly.
AUGGUAACCCCAGCCAUUACCAUACACGUCCUGAGCUUCAAAGAACAAGCGAUUGUUGCUUAUCCCGAUCCUAACCACAACGAGCAUGUGAUAAUUGUUUAUCUAAAGAUUACCCGACAUAAUAUCAUAGAUGUGACGGCUGUCAAUAAUCCGACCGGUGAACACCGGUAUGACAACGGUAAUCGGGCCAAAGAUGAGAUUGUACUGAAGAUAGUCUUCAAAGUGCGCGCACGAUGGAAAAUCUGA